Molecule: messenger RNA, 1200 nt
Organism: Culicoides brevitarsis
Lineage: Eukaryota; Metazoa; Arthropoda; Insecta; Diptera; Ceratopogonidae
Product: angiopoietin-related protein 6-like
Exons: 4
Coding region: 1-1200 (399 amino acids)
Source: RefSeq, a predicted model, not a curated record
AUGUGUGUUGUGCCGGCAACUGUAAUUACUCGCAUAGAAGUUUCUCAUCAGGAACGCAGUGACUCGCUUCGUGCUGAUAUGCGUGAGUUGGCUCGACGUGUUCAGAAUCUCGAUUGGUUGAGUACAAAAACGGAAAAUACUUUGGAUCAGAUGAGAAAUGAGGUUGAAGGUAUUCGUUUGGCGGUCGAUGAUCCAGGAAAACGAACAGGAAUUUCAUCGCGUAACGGCGGCAGUUUCGAUCUCCCAAGCAAAAUCGAAGAACUUUCUGUCAUGAUCGCCUCGACUCGUUCCGGCGUCUUCCGUCUCGAAGUCGAAAUGCUAAAAGCCACAAACAACUUGACCAUCAUCAAUAACACGACGCGCGACAUUCAACACGGUCAACGCUCGAUUCCGACGAAACAAUUUGUGAACAACGCCAUUUUAAGCUUAAAAUCCCAACCGAUCCACGUAAACUUGCAAAAUGCCUACGAAACACAACCCGACAAGGAAUUACAUUCGAAACAUCCCGCCUUGCCCUCGUCGUGCAUCGAAGCGUCGCCAAACCAAUCGGGAAUUCACAAGAUGCAAAUCGCCGGAAGGAAUCAGAGCCCGUUUUACGGUCUUUGUGAAUUGGUGAAAAAUGUUCCGUGGCUCGUCAUCCAGAAUCGUGUCGAUGGUUCGCUGAAUUUCUUCAAGCCCUGGUUGGAUUACGUCAACGGAUUUGGCAGUUUGAGCGGCGAAUUCUGGAUUGGACUCGAAAAAUUGCAUCAAUUGACGGCAAAUGAGAUUCAUGAGUUGCUGAUUUUGUUGGAGGACUUUGAGGGAAAUAAACGUUAUGCGCAUUACGGAGCGUUUGUCGUUGCGAGCGAAAAGGAACAAUUUACGUUGAGCGUUUUGGGAACGUAUAAUGGGACAGCGGGAGACAGUUUGUCGUAUCAUGCAGGAAAUAAAUUUUCUACUUACGAUAUGGAUAAUGAUGGAUGGCAAGAUGGGAAUUGCGCACAAACUCAUACGGGAGCUUGGUGGUAUAGUGCCUGCGAUUUGAGUAACCUCAAUGGACGUUACUUGAACGGCGAUGGCUUAAACGGCGAACAGGACUUCCAAGGCAUGUAUUGGAACGAUUUCCGUGGCAGCUCCUACUCCCUCAAAUCAUCCAAGAUGCUGAUUCGCCCUAUUAGUGCAACUCUUGGCAGCACUUCUUACGACAAAAAUGUCGUCUAA